Molecule: messenger RNA, 5684 nt
Organism: Protobothrops mucrosquamatus (brown spotted pit viper)
Lineage: Eukaryota; Metazoa; Chordata; Lepidosauria; Squamata; Viperidae
Gene: ARHGEF12
Product: Rho guanine nucleotide exchange factor 12
Exons: 41
Coding region: 1-5670 (1889 amino acids)
Biological process (GO): Rho protein signal transduction; G protein-coupled receptor signaling pathway
Cellular component (GO): cytoplasm
Molecular function (GO): guanyl-nucleotide exchange factor activity; G protein-coupled receptor binding
Source: RefSeq, a predicted model, not a curated record
AUGGUGGAUGAACCCUUGACCUCACUUUUGUCCUUAUCUGCGGUGUCGGGGGAUAUGGCCGAGACGUUGAAGGCUGAGGAUAAGAGAUCGGAAUUGACGUUCCGCAGGACACAUCAGGCGGCAGCGUGGGUGUGGGAAGUCACCACCACAGACUCCUGGGUCCUCCGAACCAUCCGAUACGGCCUGUCCCUGGAAUUUGUGUCCAACCCGCCAGGGCGCUUCAUUUCUUGCCCGCAAUUGAAAAAUCCAAUCAAGAAGGAACUCAUGCACGAGGCCAUUCGAUAUCUCUUGGGGAUAAGAGCCAUAGAACCAGAAAUUCAAGAUGCAAACGUUCCAGUCCAUCUUGGCCAGCGUAAGGAAGGGAGAGUUCCUGACGUCCAUAUCCCCAUCCUCCCUGAUCAUCGUCAGUUCCUCAGGUUCUGUUAUAUGAGCCACCAUUACCAGUACAGAGCCCUGCCGUUCAGCCUCUCAUCGGCUCCAAGAGUGUUUACCAAGAUCCUGGCGGUGCUUGGCGCACAGUUGAGACUGGUGCCAGUACGCAUUCAGUGCUAUCUGGACGACAUUCUCAUCCAGUCGCCCUCCUUUCCGGCCGCCCAGUUGGAUCUGGCGUUAUCGAUCAAGACCCUCCAAGAUCAUAGGUUCUCGGUGAACUUUCAAAAGAGCCAGACAGUUCCCUUGACCCGCCUCCUACACCUAGGGGUGGUCAUAGACACAGACCAUUGCCAGGUCUACCUGUCUCGGGAAUGUAAGGACAGCAUCCGAGCCCUGGUCCGCAAAGUCCGCAGGGAGCAUGUGGUGACACUGGCCGUGCUUUCCCAGUUGCUGGGAAAGAUGAUAUCCUGCAUCGCAAUAGUGCCUUGGGCCAGACUGCACUCCAGGAACCUCCAAUGGUUCUUGCUCCCAUUUCAAAGAUUAGGCACCAGCUCCUCCAACCAAAGGGUCGCCUUCCUGGUAGCCAUUACAUCACCCAGGCGAAUCUCUGGGCUGGCAGCGCUUUCUAUCAGGGAUGACCUAUGCGUUUUUCAUCGGGACCGGGUGGUCCUUCAUUUGGAUCCUACCUUUAUUCCCAAGGUCAACACCCUGUUUCAUAGGGAUCAGGAAAUUGUACUGGCAGAUUUUUGCCCUAAUCCGUCUCAUGACUUGGAACGUCAGUGGCAUGCACUGGACGUCCGCAGGGUGUUGCGCUAUUACAUCAAGCGGACGGCGGCCUUUCGCAAUUUCGCUGAUGUCUAUACUGAUAUCUCAUUGUCAUUUUUUAAUUUUUCCUAUCCAGGUCUAGUUCAACGAUGUGUUAUUAUUCAGCGGGAUGAAAAUGGAUUUGGGUUAACAGUCAGUGGUGACAACCCAGUCUUUGUACAAUCUGUCAAAGAAGAUGGAGCAGCCAUGCGGGCUGGGGUUCAAACUGGUGACCGAAUCAUUAAGGUGAACGGAACUUUGGUAACACAUUCCAACCAUUUAGAGGUGGUUAAGCUGAUAAAGUCUGGUUCCUAUGUAGCGCUCACUGUGCAAGGGCGCCCACCUGGGUCGCCCCAGAUUCCACUGGCUGAUUCUGAGGUGGACUCAGCUGCCUUUGGGCAUAUGUCUCCCAUCAUGACAUCACCGCACUCUCCUGGAUCAUAUGGAAAUGCAGAGAGAAUUACCAGUCCAGUGCUGAUGGGGGAGGAAAAUAACAUUGUUCACAGCCAGAAAGUAGAGAUUUUGAGGAAGAUGCUGCAGAAAGAACAGGAACGACUACAGUUCCUGCAGGAAGACUACAACCGUGCUCCGGCUCCCCGCCUGCUCAAAGAGAUCCAGGAAGCGAAGAAGCACAUCCCUCAGCUGCAGGAACAGUUGUCCAAAGCAACAGGCUCUGCUCAGGAUGUCGUUUUGUCUUCCAAAUCUGUAUCCGAGUCUUUGCAGAUCACUGAGGUGGAAGCUGAGAGAGGGGAUGGACAAAACAAAGCAGACUGUCAUUUUGGUGAUGGCCCCCAAGUGAAUGACGCAGCAGAGAGUCCUCGGAGUGUCUUGAGAGAGCAGAGCUAUCUGGAUGACAGCCCAGAGAAGACUGAGACUCAUGAAACAGAUUCUCCAUCCAGCCUUGGAAGCCCUUCCUCUCGUGUGGCACCUCCAAUCAUAGGAGCAGAAGAUGAUGACUUUGAUGGUGAACAAGAACAGAUCAAUGGGCAGUGUAGCUGUUUCCAGAAUAUAGAGCUACUGAAAUCACGUCCUGCUCACCUGGCUGUCUUUUUGCAUCAUGUCAUCUCCCAGUUUGACCCUGCUUCUUUGCUCUGUUACCUGUUUGCAGACCUGUACAAACAAACAAAUUCCAAAGAGACUCGUCGAGUGUUUGCUGAAUUUAAUCAAUUUUUUCUGGAUCGAGCUGCAAAUCUGAAAGUCCCAGUUCCAGAUGAAAUUGCAAGUGAUUUAGAAAAGAGAAGGCUGGAAUUAAUUCCUGAAGAAUUGCACCGCCAUUGUAUUCAAGCUAUGCAAGAAAAAGUGUCUCUCGAAGUACAAAAGCACCUUGAAGAUUUUAGACAGAAACGCAGCAUGGGUCUCACCCUGGCAGAGGGAGAAUUGACCAGGCUGGAUGCAGAACGUGUUCGGGACCGGAUGACCUUAGAGAAGGAGAGAGCGUGUGCAGAGCAAAUCCUGACCAAAAUUGAAGAUGUGCUGAUGUCAUCUCAGCCUCUAGAAGAAGAUAAGAGUUCAGCUAUACAGUAUGUUAUUCUCACCUACAUGAAGCACCUUGGUGUACGAGUCAAAGAACCCCGGAACCUAGACCAAAAACGGGGACGGAUUGGAUUCCUGCCAAAGAUAAAGCAAAGUAUGAAGAAAGAUAAGGAAGGGGAUGAAAAGAAGAGGAGGGUCUUCUCAAAUAUCCUGGGACCGCCAAGGAGGCCGAGCCGCCAUGACAGCUAUGCAAUAGGCAGAGCCAUGGAGAUACAAAAACAGCGCCAUCCAAAGCACUUAUCCUCAUCAUCUUCGGUCAGUCCGGAACCACCAGAUUUGGUCAAGAUGCGCCAAAGCGGGAUCAGUGAUGGCAUGGAUGCAGCCUUCCAGCCUGCUAACUUUGUAUCUCCAGCAGCUUCUGGAACGUUUCCAUCUCAGGAAGGGAGCAAAGAUGGCGAAACAGGGCCAAAACAAGUUGGAGAAACAGUUAAUUCUGGUGAUUCUGUGGACGGUACCCCUUGUACACCUAGCGUCAUAUUUGAUUUUCCAUCUCCUCCCCUGGACCAUUUGCAAGAAGAAGAAGGAGAAGUUGAUAGGUUAGGAGAAUCAGGGACUCCAAAACCUUUCCGCAAGGUGGACAGUGUGAGUGCUGGGGACAUCCAGAGUGAAGACGAACUUUUUGAUUUUGACAUGGAGACAGACCAGCCCAACUGGCAGCAGCUGGUGAGCCGGGAAGUGUUGCUGGGCCUGAAGCCAUCUGAAAUUAAACGCCAGGAAGUGAUUAAUGAAUUAUUCUACACUGAACGUGCUCAUGUCCGUAAGCUGAAAGUCCUGGAUCAUUUGUUCUAUCAGCGUGUGUCCCGUGAAGGGAUUCUGACAGCUCCUGACCUGCGGAAAAUAUUUUCGAACCUGGAGGAUAUCCUCCAGCUUCAUACUGGACUGAAUGAGCAGAUGAAAGCAGUGAGGAAAAGAAACGAGACAUCUGUAACUGAUCAAAUUGGAGAAGAUUUGUUAACUUGGUUCAGUGGAGCAGGCGAAGAGAAAUUGAAGCAAGCCACGGCUACCUUUUGUAGCAACCAACCCUUUGCUCUUGAGGUGAUCAAAUCACGGCAAAAGAAGGACUCACGCUUCCAGACUUUCGUCCAGGAAGCUGAGAGCAAUCCACUGUGUCGCCGAUUACAGCUAAAAGAUAUUAUUCCCACUGAGAUGCAACGGCUCACCAAGUAUCCCCUCUUGUUGGAUAAUAUUGCAAAAUACUCAGAGCAACCUUUAGAGAAGGAAAAAGUGAAGAAAGCAGCAGAUCAUUGUCGGCAGAUUCUCAAUUUUGUGAACCAAGCUGUCAAAGAAGCCGAGAACAAGCAGCAUUUAGAGGACUACCAGCGGCGGCUUGAUUUGUCCUACCUGAAGCAGGUGGAGGGCCCUUUGCUGGAUGAAUUCAGGAAUUUAGAUCUAACCAAGAAGAAAAUGAUUCAUGAAGGGCCUCUGACUUGGAAGGUGAAUCGUGACAAAACUAUUGAUCUCUAUACGUUGCUCUUGGAAGAUAUUCUGCUAUUGUUGCAGAAACAAGAUGACAGAUUAGUGUUGAGAUGUCACAGCAAGAUCCUGGCCAAUACUGCCGAUAGCAAGCACACAUUUAGCCCCGUUAUUAAAUUGAACACUGUCUUGGUUCGCCAAGUGGCCACAGAUAAUAAAGCAUUCUUUGUUAUUUCCAUGUCGGAAAAUGGAGCCCAGAUUUAUGAACUGGUGGCACAGACAGUUUCUGAAAAGACAGUAUGGCAGGACCUCAUAGUACAGAUGGCAGGAACCGUCAAAGUUGGAAGAGGCAGAAAUGUAAUUCCGUUGCCACAAUCAGGACCGUGCGAGGAAGACCAUGAGGAAGAAGAUGACCAGCAUAAAUUGAAGGAAGAACAAACUACCCCAGAUAGCAGCAAGCAAAGUCCAGAUAAAGAUUUGGGGCUAAAGACUCCGUCUCCAUCAGUAAUGAUGUCUGAGAAGUCAGAGGAGGAGGAAGAACUUCUGGAAGCCAACAAGCAGUUUGGAGAAAAACUAUCAGCAGACUUGCUGAUCAAAGAAUCACCGGAACAUUACAGCCAAUUAAGUCCAGAGCUCUCAUUCCAAGCUUCAGAAAAUCGAUGUGCAUUGGAUGCCCUAAGAAACUUGAGUUUAUUGAAGAAAUUACUGAUGCAGCAGCUUGGGAUGACUGAACAAGAGUCUGUUGAAGAUUGGCAGCAUUUUUCUGACCAUAGAAGAGGCCUGCCAGGGGCCCUUGAAGAGAACAUUGUCAAGAGAGGACUUCAGUACUCAGAUAAUGAUGACAAUACCCUGUCUGGGCCUAGAAGGACACCCAUGGGGACAAAAACAAAUGUCUUUGAACUUAGUUGUGAUAAAUGGCCUUCAAAUGAAUUGGUAUCCCCAGGGGACCCUGUGUUGAAUAGCAGGCAGUUGACGGACCCCUUGAGAACAAACCCAGAGCCCCCAACCAAGGAACUGGAAAGAGGAACAAGUGCUGCUGAAGAUGGUGGGGAGCACUUUUUUGAUGCUCAGGAAGCUCACAGUGAUGAGAACCCAUCAGAAGGUGAAGUGGUAGAUAAGAGGAAGGAGGUAGAAGAGGUGCAGCUACGGAUCUCAGGAAAUUAUUUGAUCCUUGAUGGAUAUGGCACAGUACAGGAGAGCUCCACCGAUGAAGAGGUAACUUCGCUAGUUCUACAGUGCACUGCAGACAAAAGCACAAUGGACUCUGCCCGCCAGCAACCCGGGUCAGGGGAUGCCCAGCCAGUUACAGCCAGCUCACCAUUUGCAGAGGAAUUACUGGCCUCCCACUGGCAAGCUGCAAAGGAAUCCAGUUCAGAUGCGUUAAGGGCUUCCUUCUCUGUCGAGUCGCGUACCCUGAUGAUGCGUUACAUCCAGAACAUAGAGGCCAGCCUUCAACAUUUGAAGGAAGUGGAGGAAAACUAUGCUGCUCUUCUUCAACAUAGGCUGGCUGGCUCCAUCACCACGGAGGAGCAUUUGGAUAAAAGUUAAUCACCUUCUUGCCA